Lytechinus pictus (painted urchin) is the source of this 1044-nucleotide messenger RNA. Its product is annotated as rhodopsin, GQ-coupled-like. The transcript has a single exon. The record is from RefSeq and is a predicted model, not a curated record. NCBI's taxonomy places the organism in Eukaryota, Metazoa, Echinodermata, Echinoidea, Temnopleuroida, Toxopneustidae. Gene Ontology annotation, biological process: G protein-coupled receptor signaling pathway; phototransduction; cellular response to light stimulus. Gene Ontology annotation, molecular function: G protein-coupled photoreceptor activity. The coding region runs from base 1 to 1044 and encodes 347 amino acids. Gene Ontology annotation, cellular component: plasma membrane.
AUGAAUCACACAACCAUUAGAAUUGAUGAUGAAGCAAACAAGAUAUUCAUCAUCCUCGAGAUUAUCGUUCGCCUACUGCUCGCUCUGACGGGUACCGUAGGCAACGCUUUCGUCAUCUACGCCAUAGUGAUGACGCCAAAAUUACGAACCAUACCUAACGCCCUAGUUACAACCCUGGCAGGCUUGGAUUUAACGUCCAGUGCUGUCUUGAUACCUCUCAUGGUCGUUGGCAAGGUAGAAAACAAGUGGCCCUUCGAUGUCAGCUUCUGUCGCGUUCACGGGUUCAUGCUAAUACUCUUCCACGCACUAUCACUCAACGUGCUCGGCCUUAUCGCACUAAAUCGUUUCCUAAACAUCACCAAGCCCCUGCAUAUCUAUCGCAAAUAUACCACUCCGCAGCUUUUCAUCUUACAACUCAUCAUCGCAUUUUUGUUUGCUGGUGUACCUGUCCUAAGCCCAUUCUUUGGCAUUGGAAGCAUGGAUUUCGCUGGUUUCAACCCUAUGCUCGGUCACUGCUCGUUUGGAUACGACGUCGAGGGCGUGUGGGUGUACGAGAUCGUGCUUCUGUCUCUCGGGCUUAUGAUUGGGACAUUCGUCAUCCCAUUCAACUACAUCUUGAUAUGGAAGCAUGUGGGUGCUAGUCGAUCACGGGUUCAUGCAUGGUCGACAACGGCUCUACCUAAGAACAUCGCGGAGCAACAGUCCAACAUUGAAAUAGAUAGUCGAAAUCAAGAAAUAUCUAUUCCCGCCUUUGCCCAAGUUAUUUCAAAUCGCCGUGUACAGCAAAAAGACAACCUUCGAUUGACGAGGAACUUGUGGCUCCCCUUUGUAACUUUCAUGCUGUCCCUCAUACCUUUCUAUGUUUUUGUAAUUUUUGACGAACAUUACACCUUCUCUGUCUGGCUUUGGAGGGCUGUGGAUAUUCUCUUUUGGUCGACUUCUUCGGUCAACCCAUACUUAUACGCCCUGAUGACGUCGAGUUUUCGAGAGGCGUCCAGAAAGCUCAUCGGACUAUCUAAUGUCAAUUCACCAUUACACUCUUAA